Molecule: messenger RNA, 1712 nt
Organism: Anolis sagrei ordinatus
Lineage: Eukaryota; Metazoa; Chordata; Lepidosauria; Squamata; Anolidae
Gene: EPO
Product: erythropoietin
Cellular component (GO): extracellular region
Molecular function (GO): hormone activity; cytokine activity; erythropoietin receptor binding
Source: RefSeq, a predicted model, not a curated record
GCAGCAGUGGAAGCCCAUGGCUAGCCAUGGGGCAGGAGGGGUCCGCUAGGCGCUAAGGCCAUGCGCUUUCGGCUAUGGGGAUACCUGGGCUGACUCUUUUCCUGCUGAUGUUGGGAUUCCCGGCUCCGUCCCUCCUCCUGCCUCCGAGGCCCAUCUGCGACCAGAGCGUCAUGGACAAGUACAUCCAAGAUGCCGGGCGGGCGGAAAGAGAAGUCGAGGAAAUGUGUCGGACGUCCUGCGACUUACUAGAACCAGUAACCGUCCUGGACACCAAGGUGAAUUUCCCUGCCUGGAAGGCCAUGGAGCGGUCAAGACAGGCCUGGGAGGUGUGGCAGGGCCAAGCUUUGCUCUCGGCGGCCAUCGUCCAGGUCAAGAGGCAGCCGCCAGACGGCCGGAGGUUCUUGCUCCAGCUGGAGGUCAUCGAGAGCUACCUGCGGAGCAUCCGGGAGAUCCUGCGGGGACACAACGCCCAGGUGGCCCCCCAGGACCCAGACGUGACCCCCCGCUUGAGGGUCCAAACAGUGCAAAAGCUCUUCAAUGUCUACUCAAGUUUCCUGCGGGGCAAAGUCAACCUCUUUGUGUCCGGCGCCUGCCAGGCCAACGCCACGUGACGGACCCCUGGACGGCGCCCCCCUUUUUGCAUUGAGUCCUAUGGGGGGAGAACCUGCACACUGGACAACUGACCAUAUGGUGGACUGCUUCACUGCACACUCAGUCACAUGCACACAUGAAGGCGGUGGCGCAACAGCCCUUUGGAUUCACCCUUCUUGCACUGGCUGCUCCCCCGUUGGCAUUCACACGUCGCACGCCAUUCCUGCGAGGUGGCACAAGCGGAAAGCCAAGGAUAUAUUACAGCUUUGGGGGAUUUUCUUGGAAAGGGUUGGAUUUCUCCCCAAGUUUUGGUGGAGUCCCCUUCCUUCUCUGGAGGCUUGGGUGGUGUCUUAUUCUAUGUCCUAAUAAGGUCAGACUAGAUGACCCUUAGGGAUCCCAAAUCUAUGAGAGAAAUGUCAUAACAUAUGGUGUGUCUGUCAUAUCUAUGGCUGGAUGGUCGCAUGUCGGGAGGACUUGGGUUGUGUUUUCCUGUAUGUCAGAAUAAGGUCAGACUAAUUGACCCUUGGGAGUCUCAUCCAACUAUGAGAGAUAUAUCAUAGAAUAUAGUGUGCCUAUCUAUCAUAACUAUGUCUGGAUGGUCGUCUUUUGGGAGAGCUUGGAUUGUGUCUUCCUUUUAAGGCGGAAUGAGGUCAGACUAGAUGACCCUUGGGGAUCCCUUCCAACUCUAGGCUUCUAUGAAAUAUCAUAGAAUAUGGUGGGUCUGUCAUAUUCAAGGCCUUGAAGGUUGUCUGUUGGGUGAGCUUGAAUUGUGUCUUCCUUUAUGGCAGACUGAGGUCAGACUAGAUGGCCUUUGGGGGUCCCAUCCAACUCUAGGCUUCUGUGAGAGAGAUAUAAUAGAAUAUGGUGUUAUGGUCAUCUGUUGGGAGAGCUUAGAUUGUGCCUUCCUUUUAAGGUAGAAUGAGGUCAGACUAGAUAGCCCUUGGGGAUCCCUUCCAACUCAAGAAUUCUAGGGUAGAAUACGUUGUGCUUGUCAUCUCUAUGGCUGGAUGGUUGCCUGUUGGGAGGGCUUGGAUUGUGUCUUCCUUUAUGGCAGAUUGAGGUCAAACUAGAUGACCCUUGGGGGUCCCAUCCAAUUAUGAGAGAUAUAUCAUAGAAUGUAG